UUAAACACCACCUCUAAACAACGAAGAGUUCAAGCGGGUUAGAAUCGACAGGUUUACAAUUUAAAACUUUUUUAAUAGAUAAUCUUCUGCAUUCGUGGGUUUGGUGUUAACCACAAAAAAUGAGCGAAAACAACCACGAAAGAGAGAAGCGUGAGGAAUGCAAAGAGGCAAAAUUUGUGGAUGACAACCGUGCAGAACUUAUUCAAAGGGUUACUUCAGUAAUGCCAAUAGCGGAUGAACUACUCAGCAAGGGCAUGAUACAUGCCGAAAAAUAUGCAGAGAUCAAAGCCGAAAACACAGAUCAAGAUAAAAUGAGAAAGCUCUAUGAAUCAUUAAAGUCUGGAGGUGACCAAGUCAAAAGGGCCUUUUAUUAUUUGCUGGAAAGGAAUGAAGAACACCUCUUCAAAGACCUGGGUGGUGUCAGCAGGAAACGCAAACUUUCUGAUCAGGAAUCCUCAGUACCUUGUAAAAGACUUAAUACUGAGAGUAUUAAACAAGACAGUGCUUACUAUAACAAUGCUAGUAUGCCAAUACCAACACCAGCACCAACAUACAAUGUGACCAACAUAAUACAUGAACAAAGACCUCCUUAUUCCAUCAAAAAUGCAAUUGUAGCCAAAACAGAAAGAAAGACCCCUGCACCCAAAAAAGAGAAGAAACCAUCAGUAUUGAAGAAAGAGAAAAAAACUCCACCACAGAAAGAGAAGAAGCCUGCUGUUCCCAAAAAGGAGAAUAAAACACCUGCACCCAAGAAAGAAAAGAAACCUCCUGCACCCAAGAAGGAGAAGAAAACUCCGGCACCCAAGAAAGAGAAGAAAACUCCGGCACCCAAGAAAGAAAAGAAAACUCCGGCACCCAAAAAAGAAAAGAAAACUCCUACACCUAAGAAAGGGAAGAAAACUCCAGCACCCAAAAAAGAAAAGAAACCUCCUGGACCCAAGAAAGCGAAGAAACCUUCUGUACCCAAGAAAGCAAAAAAGCCUCCUGCACCCAAAAAAAGAAAAGAAACCUCCUGCACCCAAGAAAAAGAAGUCAGCAGUCCGAAAAUAAUGGAAUAUUAAAUAUAUAUAUAUAUAAACUGUAUAUAUGUGACCCUGGACCACAAAACCAGUCUUAAGUCGCUGGGGUAUAUUUGUAGCAAUAGCCAAAAAUACAUUGUAUGGGUCAAAUUUAUUGAUUUUUCUUUUAUGCCAAAAAUCAUUAGGAAAUUAAGUAAAGAUCAUGUUCCAUUAAGAUAUUUAGUAAAAUUCCUACUGUAAAUAUAUCAAAACUUAAUUUGUGAUUAGUAAUAUGCAUUAGUAAGAGCUUCAUUUGACAACUUUCAAGGCGAUUUUCUCAAUAUUUAGAUUUUUUUGCACACUCAGAUUCCAGAUAUUCAAACAGUCGUAUCUCAGCCAAAUAUUGUCCUAUCCCAACAAACCAAACAUCAAUGGAAAUCUUAUUUAUUCAGGUUUCAGAUUAUGUAUAAAGCUCAAUUUUGAUUAUAUAAGUAUAUAUUUUAAAAGUUAUGCAUCACUUGGAAUGGUUGUGCUAUUUAUACUUUAACUCUUGUUAAUUUUGCUGAUGUUUUCUGUCAGUGUUACUCAACAGAGUAAACAAAGGGAAAAAAGUAUUUUUUCAGUGUUUUGCAAUUUUCUUUUUUUCUUUCUUUUUGAUGAUGACGAAAAACGGAUAAAGAGAAAAUGCAUAUAAAUUUACCCACAUAAAUAUCCAUUAGUCCCUCCACACAAUUUGUUAAUUUUGUUGGUGUUCGGUUGGGGACAGAGUGGACUUUAAUUUCUUUGCCAUGCUCCCCUUAACCAUUAUGUAUGGUCUAUUAAAUAAUAGUGAUCUAUAGCUUUUGUUAUUAAAAUGAAUAUUUAAUGUAAUAACAAAAACUUAAGACUUGGUAAGCUGUGUUUUUAUCACAAUUGAACACUAACUGAUUAAUAACAGGAUCGUAUUGUGAUGCAAAGUCAGAGUAACCGAAGCAAAGACAUGUCAAAUGGAGUAUUCAUGCUCACUCUAAAGAAACUUAAAGGGAUAGUUCACCCAAAAAUGAAAAUUCUGUCAUUAAUUACUCACCAUCAUGUCAUUCCAAGACCUUUGUUCAUCUUUGAAUGACAUAAUCUUGAAUGACUGUCAGCUAGUAAAAUGACAUUUGAACCGAGACUUCAGAGCUUGUGUUAUAGGGCAUGCCAGAUGAAGCCUCGAUUCGAGGCUUGUUAACACAGAAAUCACUUUCGUAGAAGCCUAACUUUCUGUCCAGUCACGUAA
Molecule: messenger RNA, 2256 nt
Organism: Labeo rohita (rohu)
Lineage: Eukaryota; Metazoa; Chordata; Actinopteri; Cypriniformes; Cyprinidae
Product: PYD and CARD domain containing
Exons: 5
Coding region: 120-1061 (313 amino acids)
Biological process (GO): regulation of apoptotic process; inflammatory response; innate immune response
Source: RefSeq, a predicted model, not a curated record